Molecule: messenger RNA, 1221 nt
Organism: Colletotrichum destructivum
Lineage: Eukaryota; Fungi; Ascomycota; Sordariomycetes; Glomerellales; Glomerellaceae
Exons: 1
Coding region: 1-1221 (406 amino acids)
Source: RefSeq, a predicted model, not a curated record
AUGAUCAUCGUCCCCGAAAAGCAGACCCGCUACUGGCGCAACCGCUCCCCUUACCCCAGGACCAGCCGCACCCCUUCUUCCAGUCCCCCAGCCCAUGAAGCUGACGACGACUGGUCGGAGUCGAGCGAGAACGAUGAUGACAGAAGCAUUUUCCACUCCGGAGAUGAGGAACAGCAGUUGCCUCGUCCGAUCGCUGAAACCGAGACCGACUCUAAGUCGGUAAGCCUCUCAGCCACGCCCGCCAUCAUGACCCUUUCGUCCCCCGGCUCUUUUACAAGCGAGACGGAGCUUCGAUCGACCAGAUACCAACGGACCGCCGAAACAAGAGCAUCGCUCGCAGACGGAUGGGAACCUUGGCCUGCCCUAAGGAGAUCCAUCACUUGGGACCUGGACUCUACGCCCGGCAAUCCAUGUCGUCCUCGUGCUACUCGGCAUAGCACCCUGCCGAGCGACCAAUCCACAUAUAUCGACACCCAUCCAGCCAAUAACCUCAGCGAGCUGUUGGAAUUACAAGAGACACGUUCGGAGGAGGAGCUGGGCCCCCGCAGCCAGCACCUCAGACCCGUUCGAUCGAAUCUCACAGCCGUCGAGCUCUCCCGCUCACCCCUUCACAAUACCGGAAGCCUCCAGAGCACAGGUGUCCCCGCGAGAACCAAUCAGUCUCGCGACCCUUUUGUCACCGGAAACCUCGGAUACAGCCUCUCCCGCGUCGUCUCCCCUUCCCUACCCUUCCCGCGCCAAUACCAGCCGCUCGUACGGUGGUCCCUCAAUGUCAGCGCGACGAUGGCCUCACAAUCUGAUUCCAUGUCCGAUCUUACCACGGAAUCGGAAGAGGAUGAUGAUGACGACGAAGACGAAGACGAUGAUGCUUACUGGGCCAACCUUUCCCACCGCCUCGCCGCCGCAAUCCCGGAAUCCGAACUUCCCCGGGUUGGUGAUCCGGCUCCGUUCCCCAGCCGACCGCCGGGCGAAGAGAUAGUCGUCUUCCACGAGAGCAUGUGGUGCCACUGCGUCACCUGCUGCGAUUGGAAGCGCGCCUUCACAAGCAGGCCGCGCGGGGUGUGCCUGAACGCGAGAGUCGUGUCCAGGAGCGAGGCGGCGGAGAUGAGAGCUAAGGCGAUGAACGAGCUGGCACGUUGGCUCCUCGCCGGGAUCGUCGCGGUCUGGGUCUUGAUGAUGGCGGCGAACCUCAAAUUGGUAGCGCUUGAAGAAAUGCGCUGA